AUGCCUGCUCCAGGCUCAAGUUACAAUCGUCCUAUUCUCCCCGCUCCCUCAAAUUCAGAACCCCAAAUGCACAUUUCCCAUACUCUACUACCUCGUCCACCACGAAUUGGUGUCUCGGUCGCCUGCGAAACUCGUCGAAGACGCAAAACUCGAGUACAGCACCCACGACUGAUAAGUUUGCAACGGGAAUCGACCACGAUGUGCGAAAUGCCACACAAAUGGAAUACCAUGUACCUACGCCUUGCCUUUAAAGGACCACGAGCUACGACAGCAGAUCAGGACCUUGGAGGCGGAACAAGAGGUUAA
This is a messenger RNA of Fusarium venenatum, 306 nucleotides long. The record is from RefSeq and is a predicted model, not a curated record. Lineage: Eukaryota; Fungi; Ascomycota; Sordariomycetes; Hypocreales; Nectriaceae.